GACAUAAUUGGUAGAAUAAUUACAUAUUUUGUUUAGGGUUUUUACUUAAAAAUAUCGCCAACUCGAACCAGUCCAAUUAAAAACAAAUCGUAGGAUUUAAUUUUUUUUGUAUGGAUUUGAAUUUAAUAUUUCCCAAACCAUAGUACAUGAAUCGGGCGAUUAAAAUAACCAAAUCCAUACCACAUACCUCUAAUUAUAACUACGUCUACGUGUCUAUGUCUACCAAACAAUAUUUGUAAUUGAGUUGCGUGUCCUAAACACUCUGGGCUUGCAUUUGGAAAAAAGAAAAAGCCCUUGACGUUGAGCCGGUUGAGGCAUCCCCAGCCCCCAGCCCCCAGCCCCAAAGACCCAACCCGUCUAUGCCUCAUUUUCCCGUCUCCACUCCCACAACCCUUGGUUCCUUCUCUAUCACUCUCUUCCUCUACAAAAAGCCGAGAAUGAACCCACCGACCUGAACCUCCUCAUUUCUCCGGUCACGUUCCCUCCCAAACCCUAAAAGCAAUCGCCCCAAAAUCUGUAAGCCUUCUUCUUUCUCACUCCUUCUCGACCGAUCCGAUUGCUUCCUCGCUCUUCUCGGUAUGUUCGUUUCCUCCCUUUUUCUGCAUAAUAUUCGAUGCCUCUCUGUCAUCGGAGCUCUUUUUAUUUCCUUAAGUAAGGUAUCCCGAGCAAUCUCUUAGCUGCUCUGUUUGAUAGGCGAGAAAGCUCGGAGGAAAAUUUUCUAAGAAAAUCAACCGCUUCGUACUAUUUUGUUUGUUUCCAGCUGCCUUCUCGCGUUCCAGUUCUAUAUUCUUCUUCUUCUUCUUCUGCUUCUUCUAGGGUUUCUUCUAUCGGUGCAUUAAUUGUUUUGAUGGUUAGCUGCGUGUUUUUAGCUUCAUUUUUCCUACUGGUGAGAUAAUUCUGUCGUUGAUUGGAUGGAAAUUAAUUAUGUGAAUAGUCCACCUUUCUUUAUGCUUCCUCGGAAGAGAGCUGGUGGAGGAGAGGUUGCAGUAGAAGGAGAAGGAAGACCUAUCUAUAACGAAUCGCUCAUCAAGAAGCACUGCAUCGAAACAACUGCUGCAGCCACGGGAUCUCCAGCAACCGCCACCACCGCGGCCAACGUCAACACCAACAGCAGUAACUCAGGCAACGCCAGCAGUCACAGCAACACCAGCUCGUCGAUCAUGACUCUAGGAAACGGAAAUCAGCAAGAUAUCGAUGAGGAUCUGCACAGCCGUCAGCUUGCCGUCUACGGCCGCGAGACUAUGCGAAGGCUGUUUGCUUCCAAUGUCCUCAUCUCCGGGAUGAAUGGACUUGGCGCUGAGAUUGCGAAGAACCUGGCUCUUGCUGGAGUCAAGUCUGUGACCUUACAUGAUGAAGGAGUGGUUGAGUUGUGGGACUUGUCUAGCAAUUUCGUCUUUGCAGAACAAGAUGUUGGAAAGAACAGGGCUCUUGCUUGUAUUCAGAAGCUACAAGAACUAAACAACUCCGUUUUGAUUUCCACUUUAACUGGCCCACUCAAGAAGGAACAACUAUCUGAUUUUCAGGCUGUUGUAUUCACUGAUCUCAGCGUAGACAAGGCAACUGAAUUUGAUGACUACUGCCACACUCAUCAACCUCCCAUUGCUUUUAUCAAGUCUGAAGUCCGGGGCCUCUUUGGUAGUGUGUUCUGUGACUUCGGCCCUGAAUUCACUGUUUUUGAUGUUGAUGGCGAGGAUCCUCAUACGGGCAUUAUUGCUUCUAUCAGCAAUGAUAACCCUGCCCUUAUAGCUUGUGUUGAUGAUGAGAGGGUGGAGCUUCAAGAUGGUGAUUUAGUUGUUUUCUCGGAGGUCGAUGGCAUGAGUGAACUCAAUGAUGGAAAGCCAAGGAAGGUUAAGAAUGCCAGACCGUAUUCAUUUAACAUUGAGGAGGACACAACGAAUUAUUCUACCUAUAUCAAAGGUGGCAUUGUCACUCAAGUGAAGCAACCAAAGGUUUUGAGCUUUAAGACUUUGCGAGAUGCAAUCAAGCAACCUGGGGAUUUCCUUUUGAGCGACUUCUCCAAGUUUGAUCGUCCGCCUCUCUUGCACUUGGCAUUCCUGGCACUGGAUAAGUUUGUUGUUGAGUUGGGCCGUUAUCCAGUUGCUGGGUCAGAGGAUGAUGCCCAGAGAUUCAUAUCAUUGGUUAAUAGUAUCAAUGAUAAUGCUGGUGAUGAGAAGCUUGAAGCAAUCGACAAAAACGUUCUUCGCCAUUUUGCUUUUGGUGCAAGAGCUGUACUGAAUCCUAUGGCUGCCAUGUUUGGUGGUAUAGUUGGACAGGAAGUUGUUAAGGCUUGCUCUGGGAAAUUCCACCCACUAUUCCAGUUUUUUUACUUCGACUCGGUUGAGUCUCUUCCAACUGAGCCCUUGGAUCCCAAUGACUUGAAGCCCUUAAACAGUCGUUAUGAUGCUCAAAUUUCAGUUUUUGGGGCAAAGCUUCAGAAGAAGCUCCAAGAUGCGAAAGUGUUUAUUGUGGGCUCUGGUGCCCUUGGUUGUGAGUUUUUGAAGAACUUAGCUUUGAUGGGGGUCUCAUGUGGGAAGCAAGGGAAGCUCACAGUUACGGAUGAUGAUGUUAUUGAAAAGAGUAACCUUAGCAGGCAAUUCCUGUUCCGAGAUUGGAACAUUGGACAAGCCAAAUCAACUGUUGCUGCGUCUGCUGCAUCUCUGAUAAACCCUAAUUUCAAUAUUGAAGCUCUGCAGAACCGUGCAAGUCCUGAAACUGAAUCUGUGUUUGAUGAUACAUUCUGGGAGAACCUGACUGUGGUGAUCAAUGCCCUUGACAAUGUGAAUGCUAGGCUUUACAUUGAUGGUAGAUGCUUGUACUUCCAGAAGCCACUUCUUGAGUCUGGAACCCUAGGUGCGAAGUGCAACACUCAAAUGGUCAUCCCACAUCUGACAGAAAAUUAUGGUGCCUCACGUGACCCGCCUGAAAAGCAAGCCCCAAUGUGCACUGUUCACUCAUUCCCUCACAACAUAGACCACUGCUUGACAUGGGCUCGUUCUGAAUUUGAGGGUUUGCUUGAGAAGACUCCUGCAGAGGUAAAUGCCUUCCUGUCAGCUCCCAAAGAGUAUGCCUCUGCAAUGAAAAAUGCUGGUGAUGCCCAGGCAAAGGACAACUUGGAACGUGUUCUUGAAUGCCUUGAGAAGGAGCGAUGCGUAGAGUUCCAGGACUGCAUCACUUGGGCCCGUCUGAAAUUUGAGGACUACUUUGUCAACCGUGUGAAACAGCUGACGUUUACUUUUCCUGAAGAUGCAUUAACAAGCAGUGGAACCCCGUUCUGGUCUGCUCCCAAGCGUUUCCCUCGCCCUCUUCAGUUCUCGACUGAUGAUAUGAGCCACCUACAUUUUGUCAUGGCUGCAGCCAUCUUACGUGCAGAGAUCUUUGGGAUUCCACUGCCUGAUUGGCUCAAGGCUCCGGCCAAGAUAGCUGAUGCUAUUAACAGAGUCAUAGUCCCAGAUUUUGAGCCGAAGAAGGGUGUGAAGAUUGAAACAGACGAGAAAGCAACAAAUGUUCCUACCUCAUCAAUCGAUGAUGCAAAAGCUAUCGAUGAGCUGGUUUUGAAGUUGGAAACAUGCAGGGAGCGGCUAGAGCCUGGAUUCAAGAUGGCUCCCAUUCAAUUUGAAAAGGAUGAUGACACAAAUUAUCACAUGGACCUGAUAGCUGGACUGGCCAACAUGAGGGCAAGGAACUAUGGCAUUCCAGAAGUGGACAAACUCAAGGCCAAGUUCAUUGCCGGCAGAAUCAUACCAGCAAUUGCAACAUCCACCGCCAUGGCAACCGGUCUCGUCUGCCUGGAGCUUUACAAAGUUCUGGAUGCACAGCACAAGCUGGAGGACUACAGAAACAGCUUCGCCAAUCUAGCCCUCCCUCUCUUCUCCAUUGCGGAGCCGGUACCACCGAAGGUGAUCAAGCAUCAGGAGAUGAGCUGGACUGUGUGGGACAGAUGGAUUGUGAAGAACAAUCCAACUCUCAAGGAGCUUCUCCAGUGGCUGCAGGAGAAGGGGUUGAACGCUUACAGUAUCUCUUACGGAAGCUGCCUGCUGUACAACAGCAUGUUCCCGAGGCACAGAGACCGAAUGGAUAAGAAAAUGGUUGAUCUCGCUCGGGAAGUUGCGCGUGCUGAGCUGCCUCCUUACCGACGCCACUUUGACGUCGUGGUUGCUUGUGAAGAUGAUGAGGAGAACGACAUUGACAUCCCGCAGAUCUCUAUUUACUUUUAGGUAGAUCCCUUUUAGAAACCAACCGGGAAAAGAAUACUACUAGAAGAUCCCCCUAGUGGAGACUGGGGAGGCGAAAGCCGUUCUGUGGAUACACAUCCCAGAGAGAGUUAUCAAUUUUAUGAACACUUGGACAAUUUUAUAUCUGCUUCUCUUGUGUUAUGUGGUGUUUUCUUCUUAUGUUUUCGGCUGUCCCCUAGGUAAAAGAAGUGUGCUCUUUCACUGGAAGAUGUAAGACGUUUUUAUGUUCCUUGCUGCUCUUCUCAUUGCCGCUCUAGAAACAGAAAUUUGAACAUGUCUCGAUAAAUUGGUUGUUUAAGCAGCUUCUCGUAGCAAGAUAUAUAUGAAAACUGGCAUGAGAAUCAGAUAUUCACAUGGAAUGUACAACUGUUUGCUGCGGCGAUCAGCUUCUCGUGAGAUUUUUCUAAUAACAGCACAUUUUUUUUUUUUACAAAAAUAGCACCCAGCUCAUAAAAAUUAUAAAAAUAGUAUCAUUUUUAUCAAACCGCAACUUGGAGAUGUGGUCUUCGCCACAUUAGCCAGGGAACCGCACUAGGAAGCUGCGGUUUGAGUUUCCUGGUGAGCGGCCUUCAAGACCGUUGGGUAAGGGGGCGAUCCAACGGCGGACCGCACACCACCUCAACGAUUUGCGCCAUGGAUCGAAGACCGCAACUGGCAGGUGCGGUCACCGCCUCGAGAAACGGAGAAUGCAUCGGGAGGGUGAGGUUUCUUUGAGAACCCAUUCUUCACUCUCUCUAAAAUUAUCUCUCUAUCCACUCCCAAAAGUCUAGGAAAUAGUGGUAUGUUGGUUGCGGCUAAGUUCGAUCUGCUAUCAUAAAACAUUUCUUUGAUUUUCCCCUAAAAACCCGCCGAAUUUCUGUCCGACUUUCGCGAAAAAAUGGACGAGUGAUUCCAAGGAGAGAGAGUUUAUUAUGAUGAAUUUCAAGCGGUACGUACUCAUUAUUCUGGUCAAUUUUUGAUGUGUUUAUAAGCUUUUUAAUUAUUAUAUGUACUAACGAUUGUUGUUAUUCUAUGGUAGGUUGGGGACAACGUGGAUAUAUACAACCAACGCUAUUAUUUGGAUCAAGGACCUAUUGAUCCAACAAACUUGUACGACCAACCCAAACAUCAUUUAAGGGAUGUUUGGAACGAUCACGAGGUACAUACAAUUCUUUAUCAUUUGUCCUUCUUUUAUUUUGCUAAUGUACUUAGUGGAAUAUAAAAUAUAUUUGAAAUAAUUUAAUCGUAUUGGUUGUUUUCAAUAAUUUAAGCGAAUACAUAGCACCACUUACUUCGACUCUUUAUAAAUAGAUGCACGUCUAAGAAAUGAGGUUUUAAGCGAUUAUCAUGAUCCUCCCAUUUCCUGGGAAAAUAGGAUAUUAAACUAACAAAUGGGCGAUGGAGAAGGCAUGGUAAUACUUACUCCUAAUCUUAUCCAGUUCACAUCUUGUGUGUUCAAAUUGUUGAAUCUAAACUAACAAAUGUUCGUUAUUGUUUGCAUAGGUCAACACCCGGAGUACUAGGGAAAGCGACCAGCCAAUGAUACCCCAAGAAACACAGCUCCUGCAACUCGGAGAACUCGUGUUGGCCAUUGCUCCAAAUGUGGCUCGGUUGAUCAUAACGUCAGAACCUGUCCUCUAAAUCGAGGGGUUGGAAUCCAAGUAAGCUAUCUAUAUGAAUGAUUAAUUAUGUAUGCUAUGAUUUCGGUUUAACAUGCUAAAGUAUAUGGAAUGGUUGCAUAGGAUGUUAGACUCAAUGUUAGCGACCGAAUAACGAUUCAACGCGAGUUACGAAUUGCCACAACCGGAAUAGGAGUAUAUGUUAACGAGACUACCGGUAACCAAUACGUUAGAGUGAGUACCUGCUUUCACAAUAAUGAAUAGAACAUGUUAUUGUUGUAUGCACAAAAGCUGAUUUUAACAUGACAUGGUUUCAGCUCAAUGGCGCGCAAGGACGACCAGUUCGAGGCUCUCAACCCACUGAGAUCGAUAUGCAUGGUAGCCAGCCCCCCAACACUCAACCUUAGACGGAUAAAGGCGUUAUUUUUUG
Linum trigynum is the source of this 6260-nucleotide messenger RNA. The record is from the annotation of a GenBank genome assembly. Lineage: Eukaryota; Viridiplantae; Streptophyta; Magnoliopsida; Malpighiales; Linaceae.